AGCAGUGCCAUUCGGCAGCACCGUAGAGACGGAGAGAUAGGCGGCGAAGCGCCCGGAGAAUGACGGUAGUACGAGUGGCUUUUAGCAACACUCUUUCUUCCCAUCUGGCUGCCAUGCAUACUCCCUCUCGCCAAGUAACACUUCCACCUUCGCUCUCUCUGUCCGUACGCCUUGUAUAUAUUGACUGCCUGCUCCCUCGUAGUCCGUAGGUUCUUUGCGUAUGCCAGCAGAGCAGUUCAUAAUCACGCCCGAAUCAAUCAAUCUUCUUCAAUAUAAGGAUGGAGACAAAGAGUAUUGCUACUCGGAUUCAAAAUUCAGGUCUUUUUCGCACCCAGGGUCUAAUUGGAGGAAAAUGGGUUGAUGCUUACGAUGGGAAGACUAUCAAGGUUAACAACCCAGCAACUGGGGAAAUAAUAGCAGAGGUUCCUUACAUGGGUAAAAGGGAGACAAAUGAUGCAAUAUCGUCUGCCUAUGAUGCUUUUAAUUCUUGGAGCAAACUUACUGCUGCUGAAAGGAGCAAAUACCUGAGGGAGUGGUAUGAUCUAUUGAUGACCCACAAGGAAGAACUUGCACAGCUAAUAACAUUGGAGCAAGGAAAACCUCUAAAAGAUGCCAUGGGUGAGGUAACUUAUGGGGCUGAUUUUAUUGAAUUUUUUUCUGAAGAGGCAAAACGUGUAUAUGGAGACGUAAUUCCAGCUACUUCGUCUGACCGUCGGUUGGUUGUACUAAAGCAGGUAGGGAUGUAUUAUCCUGUAGGUGUUGUUGGUGCAAUCACUCCCUGGAAUUUUCCCUUAGCCAUGAUAACUCGAAAGGUUGGCCCUGCUCUUGCUUGUGGCUGUACUGUGGUUAUAAAACCUUCUGAAUUUACACCCCUCACAGCUUUAGCAGCAGCUGAGCUUGCCCUUCAAGCAGGAAUUCCUCAGGGUGUUGUGAAUGUGGUUAUGGGGAAUGCUCCUGAUAUUGGUGAAGCAUUACUUUCAAGUACACAGGUAAGAAAGAUCACAUUUACAGGCUCAACAGCAGUGGGGAAGAAGUUAAUGGCUGGUGCCGCUGGAACUGUUAAAAAGGUAUCUCUUGAACUUGGUGGCAAUGCACCCUGCCUUGUCUUUGAUGAUGCAGACCUUGAUGUGGCAGUCAAAGGAACUCUUGCAGCAAAGUUUCGUAACAGUGGACAGACUUGUGUUUGUGCAAAUAGAAUACUUGUCCAAGAGGGUAUUUAUGAGAAAUUUGCAGAUGCUUUUUUGAAAGCUGUCCAAAAUCUGCAAGUUGGGGAUGGGUUUACUGAAGGUGUUGUCCAGGGGCCACUAAUUAAUGAAGCUGCUGUGAAAAAGGUUGAAUCUUUUGUUCAAGAUGCUAUCUCAAAGGGAGCGAAAGUUCUUCUUGGGGGUAAAAGACAUAGCCUUGGAUUGACUUUCUACGAGCCUACGGUGGUUUCAGAUGUCAAGAAUGAGAUGCUUUUAGCAAAAGAGGAAGUGUUUGGACCUGUGGCACCUCUCUUACAAUUCAAAACUGAGGAGGAAGCUAUCCGCAUUGCAAAUGAUACAAAUGCAGGGUUAGCUGCUUACAUUUUCACAAACAAUGUUCAACGCACAUGGCGCGUCUCUGAAGCUCUUGAGUAUGGCCUUGUUGGUGUUAAUGAAGGACUUAUCUCAACAGAGGUAGCUCCAUUUGGCGGUGUCAAACAGUCUGGCCUUGGACGAGAAGGCUCCAAGUAUGGGAUUGAUGAAUAUCUGGAACUCAAAUACGUAUGCUUUGGAGAUAUGAACCGAAAAUGAUGCUUAAGGUAUGUCGCAGUUGUUCACACGUAGUUUUGAAGGUGGCUUUUUGGAGUGUGCAGUCUCUAAAUAAAUGCUUGAACGUGGCUUGUUGGAUUGUGCGGUCUGUAAAUAAAUGCAAGUUAACUGUAAGCGGAACUCAUGGCUGUUCUGAAUGUUGUGUGCUGUAAAACUCGUCCUAGUAUGCCCACUUUUUCUGCCGUAAUUUCAUGUUUGUGUGCCCUCUCUAGAGUGCUUUCCCAAACAAUAAAUGCCUGAAAUAGGC
Messenger RNA from Rubroshorea leprosula, 2040 nucleotides. NCBI's taxonomy places the organism in Eukaryota, Viridiplantae, Streptophyta, Magnoliopsida, Malvales, Dipterocarpaceae. The record is from the annotation of a GenBank genome assembly.